AUGAUUAAAAAAGAACUGUCGAUUACAUCAGCAGGAUCUCCUACAAAUGCAAAUGGAAUGCGUGUUAAAUUAAAUUUACUAAAUUACAUUGGAUCCACUUGUCUUGAACAAACAAAUUCUGGUGCAUUUGCUGAUGUUCUUAUUAUUAAAGAUGUUCAUAAAGAUCUAUUAAAUUUAAUUACAAAUGGCGGUUCAAUGGAAUUGUAA
Adineta steineri is the source of this 207-nucleotide messenger RNA. The record is from the annotation of a GenBank genome assembly. Lineage: Eukaryota; Metazoa; Rotifera; Eurotatoria; Adinetida; Adinetidae.